Molecule: messenger RNA, 2959 nt
Organism: Seminavis robusta
Lineage: Eukaryota; Bacillariophyta; Bacillariophyceae; Naviculales; Naviculaceae
Source: the annotation of a GenBank genome assembly
UGAACCGUGGGCAUGUUGUUGUAAUCGAUCCCUCGUCGUUGUCUCUCGCUCUUUUUUGUUGUUGUGUUGGGAAAUGUGAUGUGUGCACAGCAGGCCAAACGAUGCGAGUUUGUCCGUUCUAGUCUUCCCACCAACUCUCUCACUCACUUACUCACUCCUUUCUUUUCUGCAGAAGCUUCCUGUAAAGUACCGUACAGCUCCUUUAGAAGCUUGUACUACCACCGCACUUUACCAUGCCAAUGACAUCUCUCUUUCCCUCGCUCGAUCUCAACCGACAACAACACCUUGUGUGGGGUGCUCUCAGGUUUUUGUGUGAAGGCGAUGUGCGCCGUGGAACACGGUUGUUUGACACCGAGGAAGCGAAGACCCUCAUUAGCGUUAACCUUUUUUAAAACAAAUGACGUGUACAUAUUUUGAGCGAGAGUUCUGAAAGAGUUCUGAAAGAGCGAAUUUUUACUUCUUGUUCUUUGAAAACAUCAUCAUGUGUUGUUGCUUCAGUCGUCAUUCCGUUUUGGCGACCAUGUUGGUGAAGCAAUCGUCCACAAUGCCAAAUUUAAUUUUGUGUGGAGUUGACAGAGAAAGUGAGAAAGAUCUAGCUAGAGCAAGGAACAAGGUGGUUUAACUUGAAGGUUCAACCAAAGCAACAAGGGAUCAGCUAGUUGUAGCUAACUACGUUUCCAGGAAACUAGAGAGAUAUUGCAUCCAGUGAAGCGUGACCAUGAGCACUAGUAUGCAUGGUAGCAAUAGUCCUGAAGCCACCGAAGUGCUGCAAGUCCGCGUGAUGGAUUGGAUCACGGACUCUCCUUCGGAGCAACAAGCUCACAUUGAACGAAUGCAAGGAUUCUCGCAACGAAUUCGACACUUGGAAAUCCGCUUGACGGGAUGGACGCUGAAUCAGAAUCGACGACUGCACGUGGGCCUCAACACGGUCCCCACCAUUCUAGAAUCCAUCAUCAUGGCGCCUGAUCAUCAUUGGAAGCAGCAUGCCAGAGUGGAAGAAUUGACAAUUGAUCUGGAAUGCUUAUCGUCGUCGUCGUCUCAAUCUCAAACAACAAUAAUAAAACAAGCAUUGCGAACAUUUUGCAAUCUCAUCACGACGCCACACACUACGACUUGUGCGUAUGGAUGUUGCUCGACGUGCCUGCAAAAGUUGACCAUUUUGUGCUCGGGAGAAGAAGAUAUUUCCAGUCAUGCCUUGCGGUAUUUGGGAAGAUCCUUACGCAAUCUGAGCUCUGUCACGACCCUCCGGUUAUCGGGUAUGAAUCCGGACCAUUUAGCCAUUGUCCUCAACAGUAUGAAAGCGGAGCUCCAUUCGUGCCUGGAAGACUGUUUGCAAGUAACAUGUCACUCUUCAUGCUUGGAAGAUUGCUUGCAAGUGGCAACAUGUCCCUGUGGGUCCAAGAAUCAAGAUGACGAUAAUAAUGACGACCAAAACAACAAUAAUCAGCGACCUUGUCCACGGAUAUUGCCACCGAGUUGCUGCGAUCCCUACGAAGCAGUUCCCUAUACCAUGGAGGAAACGUCCGCCUUCGACGACGAACGCUUUCCCAAACAACUGGAACUGCAUCGAAUACGACUCUCCCACAAAGCCAUUGCCAAUCUUGUCUAUCUACUGGUGGAGGAAAGUCAAUCCUCCAUUACCAAGCUGGUCAUUCGAGAUUGUCUUUCUGCCACGGACGAUUUGGGUUUUUUGAUCUUUCUCGCCAAGGGACAUUCCGUCUUGCAAGAACUCACAUUGGACCGACAUCGGAUUCGGACCUUUUGGGGAGAAUCGGCAUGGUGGAAUCCCUGUACGCGAGUACCCAGUCCUUCGUUACUAAUGGGGCGAAGACAACGACUCCAUACCAUUCGUCUCUUGGACUGUCAGGGGGCACGCUUGGUACUGGAACAAAUUUCGGCGUCGUUGGUACCUAAUAAUGGCAAUCCAGGACUGCAACGACUGGUACUGCAGUACUCGUCCAUGGAAACCUGUUCCAUGACAAUUCAUGCACUGAAUGCGCUCUUUUUGGCCACGGUCAUUCGCAACCGUCCAUCCACAUUGCUCGAACUACAGGUGGUGGCCGCCAGUCCGCAUCCCGAAUCAUCCUAUCGAUUGCAUCAGUUGGCAGCCUUUUUGGGGCAUCCACUCUGUUCCCUACAGUCACUGAGUUUGCAUUUGGGCGCUAGUCCGUAUCAUCUGGAUACACUGGGGGAUCGACUCGGUGACAACAACUGCCUCCAAAGUUUGACACUGUCGGGAGAUGAUCCACUCGAUAGGACCAUGCUGGAGUGCUUCGUGUCCAUGUUGGACAGUGCACCCAAGCUUACAUCUUUAGAGUUGGACUUUUGUGAAAUGGAUAAUCGAGAUGACGAGGUACUGCAACUCUUUGAGGAGAAUACUACUUUGGAAGAGAUUCGAGUCCAAGGGGAUAGCAUCCGACACAGCAAUUCACUGGCAUUUAUGGGACUCCGCAAUCGAAUUCGCAAGAACAUGCUGGUGAGGCGGCCAGAAGCCGAUCAUUUGUGGAACGAUAUUCUGGGCAUUCUGCUGGAUUGGGAACAGCGACAAGAAGAAGAAAGUUUUGGUGGUGCGGACAGCAAGCGACGGUUGACGUCGAGAAAUCGCGGCUUGGUCUUUGCGUCGGGGGUGUGGUUUGCACUGACGGAAUGUCCCGUGCUGGUGGAGGACAUUGCAAAGAAGGGUCUCUGAAGUGGCGUUCUACCGUAGUACUGCUGAAGGUCCUCCUCCUCCACCAUGCCCGUGGGUGUUCAUUUGCACCUACACGCAUACUCUUGUUUUUCAUUGGAGUGUUCAUGUGGUGUGAAAAGUUUCUGGCUUGUUCGCCAGGAUGUGUAUAUUAUUGUUGACAAGGCUGUGUUGAACGGCCAAGUUCAAGCUCAUCAUGUAAUGUUAUCAUAAUGAAGGAAGCUGUGUUGUAUAAUGAAAUCAUGUAUUUAUAGUUGUGCAAGUUAUGCAAUG